Falco peregrinus (peregrine falcon) is the source of this 2164-nucleotide messenger RNA. RefSeq names its product transcription factor B2, mitochondrial (gene TFB2M). Bases 69 to 1394 code for a protein of 441 amino acids. Gene Ontology annotation, molecular function: mitochondrial transcription factor activity; rRNA (adenine-N6,N6-)-dimethyltransferase activity. The transcript is spliced from 8 exons. The record is from RefSeq and is a predicted model, not a curated record. NCBI's taxonomy places the organism in Eukaryota, Metazoa, Chordata, Aves, Falconiformes, Falconidae. Gene Ontology annotation, biological process: transcription initiation at mitochondrial promoter; rRNA methylation. Gene Ontology annotation, cellular component: mitochondrial matrix.
GGAGGCGGAAGUGACGCUGCCGUUGCCGCGGCGAUCGCGCGCCCGGUGCUUGGGUGGGUGCCGGCGGCAUGGCGAUGCUUGCAGGCCGGGCCCCGCCGGGCAUUGCGGGCUGCCGCCGCCUCCUUGAGGCAGCUCUAGCGGCGGGGCUGCGGCCGCUGCUGUGCGGGCUGUCGCCGUGCUGGUGGGUGACGGCGAGGCGAGCGGCGGGGCAGUGGCCCAGCCCGGGCCUGCGGGUGCCGGAGGCGGCGGAGACGGAGCGGCUGGUGCAGGAGCUGCACCGGCCCGGUGCGUCGCUGCGCCGCUUCAUCGCCUGCCCGCAGCUGGCGCGCACGGUGCAGCGCUGCCUGCGGAGCGGAGCCGGGCCUGGCGCUCAGUGCGUCGUGCUGGAGUGCGCGCCCGGUAAGCGGCCCCGAAGCUGCCUUCCACCCGCCCUCCCGCUGCCCUCCGGCGGCUGGCUCCGCCGUCCCCUGGGACGUGGCACCGCUCGGCCUGCCCCAGUGACCUUGCAGGGUCCUGGAAUCUUGACCCGAACUCUGCUCAAUGCAGGUGUUAGAGUGGUCGCUCUGGAGAGUAACUCAGCUUUUCUUCCAAACUUACAGUCUCUAGAGAAUAGCCUGGAUGGACAAUUAAAGGUAAUUUAUGGUGACUUCUUCAGACUGGAUCCUUUGGUGACUGGGACGGUGAAACCACCUGCUGUGUGUUCUGACAAACUUUUUGAAGCCAUGGGCGUAGCAGCAGUUCCUUGGAGGGCAGAUUUACCUGUGAAAGUUUUUGGAAUUUUACCGCAAAAAAAGGAGAGGAAUGUACUUUGGAGACUUCUUUUUGCCCUGUAUGAAUGCAACUCGAUAUACAGAUAUGGAAGAGUAGAACUCAACGUCUUUGUAAGUGAAAAAGAGUACAAGGUAUUAACGGCAAAGCCUGGGGAUGUGAGGGCUUACCAAGCACUUACUGUACUUUGGCAAGUAGGAUGUGAAAUUGAGCUGCUGCAUAGCGAACCUUGGUCAUCAUUUAUAACUAAUUUGAAAAAUGGGGCACUGGCGGUACCGAAAACCAUGUGGCUGCCAAAUGACCAUUUAUGCUUGAUACGACUGACUCCUCAGCAAAACCUAUUUACAGGAAGCUUGAAGCCCACAAAUUCAUCAAAUUUUAUUUUCAUGGUGAAACAGUGUUUUGCUAAACCUAGGUCUAGAGUUAUGGAUAAAUUUAAUUCAUGGAGCUUGGACAAUGCUGGCAAAUUACUGAGAGAGCUAGAAAUUCCAGAAAAUGCUGAAUCGCGUAGCUUAUACCCAGAAGACUAUAAGCGUCUUUUUGAGGCUUUGCAAAACUCUAGUAUGUUUACUGAAACCUGGUUCCAUGAUGAAGCCUUUGAAAGUAUAAGGAACAUAAAUUUAUAAAUCUAAAGCUGCUGUCUUUUGGAAGAUCACCUUUGCUUCUGGAAGAUUACUUCGAGAAAUGAUUUAAAUGAAAUCGGAGAUACUGUCAGCUAGAUGAUUUCCUGUCCAAACAGGAAAAUAAAUUUAGCAGUUAACAAGAGACCUUCUACGCAGGAUGAAAGUAACGAUUCACAGUUAUUUGCUCACAAUCCUAUCUAGAAUGGACACACUUUUACAUUUUUUUCCAGGAGCCAUGUUAGUGACCUGCUGCUGUGUUGGAUGUACCACUUAAAAGGAACUUUUUGUUACGCUGCUGUGUAUUUACAGUAUUUACAAAAAAUAAGAGACCAAAUAUUAUGAUUUCUGUGGUCAGUGGUUUGAAUAUCCUUUCACAGGUUCCCAGAUUAUGUAGGUCUUUACAACCACUGAAUAUGUUGUAUUAUCUCCUGAUCGAAAAGCCUUGCAGUCUAAAGUCAAUAUAAUUUAAUUAAUGAAUAGUGGUGGGUUAAUAGAAGACAAGGUAAUGACAUCAUGAUAAAACAUCAACUGCAAGUUGGUAUUGAGGUUUUUUCUUAAACUAAAGAUUGUUAUAUCUCUGGGGAAAAAGUCAUAACAAUUCUUAAUUUCGAAAAUUUGAAAAGAACACUGGGCAGCCCAUUCUAGUUUACAAUACAUGAACACCUAUAUGCAUAUAGGCUUUACCUUAUUUCAGGUCUAAAAACAAAGUCACCAGAACAUUCAGUGCUGUAUAAACAGUUUGGAAAAAAAAAAUAAAGUCAUCUUGCCAGUAA